AUGAAAAACACACUUAAUCAAGUACAAGCUAACUCAGCCACAUUUUCCAAUACAGGGACAGGCGAGAUGUCUCAAUCGCAACCUUACGGUGCUGCCAUUAUAAAUACAAACACAGAUGGAUCAACUGAAUUGUCAUCUAUUUCUCCCACAAAUGGAAACGUGGAGGCAAGCGAACUAUUCCAAUCGCUACCGUACGGUGUUGCCAUUACAAGUACAAACACAGAUGGAUCAUCUGAAUUGUCAUCUAUUUCUCCCACAAAUGGAAACGUGGAGGCAAGCGAACUAUCCCAGUCGCUACCGUACGGUGCUGCCAUUACAAAUACAAAUACAGAUGGAUCAACUGAAUUGUCAUCUAUUUCUCCCUCAAAUGGAAACAUGGAAGCAAGCGAACUAUCCCAAUCGCUACCGUACGGUGCUGCUAUUACAAAUACAAAUACAGAUGGAUCAACUGAAUUGUCAGCUAUUUCUGCCUCAAAUGGAAACAUGGAGGCAAGCGAAUUAUCUCAAUCAAUUCAAACCACCAUCGCCACUACAAAAUUUACGACGGAAUCUCAUGCUCCAGGUGAUACAUUUAUAGAUAUUCCAUUUAUGGAUAUGCUUAAUCUUGAUCUUUAA
Molecule: messenger RNA, 615 nt
Organism: Hydractinia symbiolongicarpus
Lineage: Eukaryota; Metazoa; Cnidaria; Hydrozoa; Anthoathecata; Hydractiniidae
Exons: 1
Coding region: 1-615 (204 amino acids)
Source: RefSeq, a predicted model, not a curated record